AUGGCAGUGCUGUUGCUGGGACUGGUGAUGGGUGCUGCGGCGCAGUUCAACUGCGCCAGCGUCUAUGGGGAGUCCAGCCCCACUUGCGCGUGGGAGAAGGAAGUGAAGACGUGCAUGGACAAGAACUGCCAAGGCAGCGAUGAUGGCGAGCUUUGCCGCGCAGACGCGGCCCGCACUAUCCAGUGCUGCGAGGACCACUACCAGGCGGUUACUCCGCCCCGAGAUUGCGUUCGCGCCGCCAUUUCCAGCGCCGUGCUGAAGUGCGCCAAGACGAGCUGCGAGAAGAGCUGCAACGGCGCGGCGUGCAAGGCGUGUUCCGAGCUUCAUGAGGAAGAGGAACAGCCGAAUCCCGUGAUCCUUGAGUGCUGCAUGGAGCAUGACCUGACCGACCCCCCAGAAAUCUGCCGGGCCGCGGUGCCGCAGCCCUGCGAGGGACUGCAAGGCGAGGCUGCGUCAACCUGCCGCUGGGAGCUCGAGGUGAACGCCUGUGUGCGGAACAUUUGCGCCUCCUGCAGCGAGUGUCAGAACUGCCAGAAGGACACCGCGCACAUCAACACAUGCUGCGACACCCACCUUCACGAUGCCCCACAGCCAGCGCUCUGUAAAGAUGCCGGGCAGAAGGCGCUGCUGCCGUAA
Molecule: messenger RNA, 636 nt
Organism: Effrenium voratum
Lineage: Eukaryota; Dinophyceae; Suessiales; Symbiodiniaceae
Source: the annotation of a GenBank genome assembly